AGGAUGCCUGAACCCACCAAGCACGCCCCCAACAAGGGCUCCAAAAAAGCCGAGACCAAGACCGCCGGCAAAGGAGGCAACAAGAAGAGAAAGCCCAGGAAGGUGAGCUACGCCAUAUACAAGGUGCUGAAGCCGUUCAUGUCAUCCAGGAUGAACUUAUUCAUCAACGACAUCUUUGAGCGCAUCGCCUCCGAUGCUUCUCACCAUGCUCACUACAACAAGCGCUCCACCAUCACCUCAAGGGAGAUCCAGACCGCUGCGAGCCUCCUGCUGCCCGGGGAGCUGGCCAAGCACGCCGUGUCUGAGGCUGUCAGCAAAUACACCAGCUCCAUGUAAACCCUCUGAAUGCUGCAAGCCCAACAGACCAAACACGCCCCUCUGCAUCAAACACAUCCCCUAG
Cyprinodon tularosa is the source of this 400-nucleotide messenger RNA. Its product is annotated as histone H2B 1/2-like. The transcript has a single exon. Gene Ontology annotation, molecular function: protein heterodimerization activity; structural constituent of chromatin; DNA binding. NCBI's taxonomy places the organism in Eukaryota, Metazoa, Chordata, Actinopteri, Cyprinodontiformes, Cyprinodontidae. The record is from RefSeq and is a predicted model, not a curated record. Bases 4 to 336 code for a protein of 110 amino acids. Gene Ontology annotation, cellular component: nucleosome.